AUGCAAGGAUGUAAGAUUAAUGAAGAAUAUAAGGUUAACGAAGAAUUUAAGAUCAAUGAAAAAUAUAAGAUCAAAGAAUAUAAGGUCAAUGGUGAAUUUAAGGUUAAUGAAGAAUUUAAGAUCAAUGAAAAAUAUAAGAUCAAUGAAGAAUAUAAAGUUAAUGAAUAUAAGAUCAAUGAAGAAUAUAAGAUCAAUGAAAAAUGUAAGGUUAAUGAUAAAUAUAAGAUUAAUGAAAAAUAUAAG
This is a messenger RNA of Racocetra persica, 243 nucleotides long. NCBI's taxonomy places the organism in Eukaryota, Fungi, Glomeromycota, Glomeromycetes, Diversisporales, Gigasporaceae. The record is from the annotation of a GenBank genome assembly.